Molecule: messenger RNA, 937 nt
Organism: Paramuricea clavata
Lineage: Eukaryota; Metazoa; Cnidaria; Anthozoa; Malacalcyonacea; Plexauridae
Source: the annotation of a GenBank genome assembly
AUGGCGUCUUGGCGCGAAAGUACCAAGAAACAAUACCGCACAUAUCUUACUAGGUGGAAACAGUUUUGUGCUGAGAGAAACAUUAAUUGGUCCAAUGCUACGGUUGAGCAGGGCAUAGAUUUCCUGGCAAAUUUAUUUGAACAGAAAUUGAGCUACAGUGCUAUAAAUACAGCAAGGUCAGCGUUAUCUGUGAUACUAACACCUAAAGACGGGACGUCAUUUGGAGAAAACCGACUAGUAUGCCGGUUUUUGAAAGGCGUAUUUGAAAUUAAGCCAGCAUUGCCAAAAUAUAAGAAAAUGUGGGAUGUUGGACAGGUCCUAACUUACGUAAGGUCACUAACUCUGAACUCUGAACUUUCUCUAAAGCAGCUUUCCCAUAAAUUACUAAGUAAUGCUACUGGCUCUCCUAACUGGACAACGUUGUCAAACUAUUCACAAACUUAACAUACAACUUAUGCAGAAGUUGCCAGGGAAAUACAUAUUCACCAUUGGGGAAAAGCUCAAACACACCAAGCCAGGAACUCAUCAAAAACCAAUAGAACUCUUGAGCUAUGCAGACAGCGACCUGUGUGUUGUUCGACAUUUAGACGAAUACAUUCAUCGGACGACAUCAAUACGAACAGACAAUUCACAAUUGUUGAUCAGUUUCAUAAAACCACACAAUCCGAUAUCGAAAGAUACGGUAGCGCGUUGGAUCAAGGAAGUACUCAGAGAUGCGGGAAUAGACACAAAUAUAUAUUCUUCGCACAGUAGCAGAGCGGCUGCAACAUCAUAUGGAUUCGCGAAGGGAGCUAGACUUACCGAAAUUCUUGAAGCAGCAGGAUGGUCCAACGCUCAGACUUUCGCCUCAUAUUAUCAAAAACCAAUUGUGACAGACACGCUGGGAAAUAAUAUUAUGCAGGCGUUUGCAGCAGACGCUGAACGAGAUCGAGUUUAG